CAAAAUACAAUACCAAAGAUUAAUAAUAGCCAAAGUGUGAAAAUGGCCGAGGAAGUGAAGCUGUUUGGCGUUUGGGGAAGUCCUUUUAGUCGCAGAGUAGAGAUUGCUCUGAAACUUAAAGGUGUAGAUUAUGAAUAUGUUGAAGAAGACCUUUCAAACAAAAGCCCUUUGCUUCUCAAAUACAACCCUGUUCAUAAAAAAGUCCCUGCUUUUGUACACAAUGGAAAAGCAAUAGCAGAGUCCCAAGUCAUUCUUGAAUACAUUGAUGAGACCUGGAAAAACUCUCCAAUUUUGCCUAAGGACCCUUAUGGCAGAGCUCAGGCACGUUUUUGGGCUAGUUUCAUCGAUGAGAAGUGCCUUCCUGCACUAUGGAAAGCCAGCUGGCCGUGUGAGGACCAUGAGAAGGUUAAGGACGAAGCAAGAGAGCAUCUAAAAACACUGGAAAAUGAACUAAAAGAUAAAAAGUUCUUUGGGGGAGAGACUGUUGGUUUGGUGGAUAUUGUUGCCAACUUUAUAGCCUAUUGGCUGCCACGUAUUCAAAAAGCUACCGGGGCGGAGCUGUUGACUGAAGAGAAAUAUCCCAAGCUAUACCAAUGGGGUCAUGAAUUCGAGAACCAUGGUGUUGUCAAGGAAAAACUGCCUCCUAGUGAUAAACUAAUUGCUUUCUUCAAGGAUCGUUUUGAAAGCGUUUCCACUUCCAAAUAAAAAUGUUCUGAAGUUGAAGUUCUAUAAUACCAUGAUCAUGUUUCAUGAUGAUGAUGGCUAUGGAUAAGAAAAAUAAGUCGAAUUUUGUGUCAAUAGGGUUUGAUGUGUGUGUAAUGUUUUCCAUGUAGAAAUUUCAAUAAGUAAAAACCAUACUAUAGUU
This is a messenger RNA of Ziziphus jujuba (common jujube), 865 nucleotides long. Its product is annotated as probable glutathione S-transferase. Gene Ontology annotation, molecular function: glutathione transferase activity. Bases 43 to 705 code for a protein of 220 amino acids. Gene Ontology annotation, cellular component: cytoplasm. NCBI's taxonomy places the organism in Eukaryota, Viridiplantae, Streptophyta, Magnoliopsida, Rosales, Rhamnaceae. The record is from RefSeq and is a predicted model, not a curated record. Gene Ontology annotation, biological process: glutathione metabolic process. The transcript has 2 exons.